CCUGUGCACACAAAACAGACUUUAUUAAACUACAUUAUCAACUACAGCAUAUUACAUCAAACAAUACACAGAUUAAUUGAAAACUCCAUGAUGGCAUGAUUAUUGUAAUGCAGAACUACUCUAUCUAACACACUCUGCCCAGGUUUAUGUAUCUAUUAUCAUAAUGCAUGUUUGUUUAAGUGUUACUUUGGUAUGUGCGUGCAUAUCGGUCCGAAAAUAACAAUUACUUGUACAUGCUUUUGUGUUUAUGCGUUGGCUUUUAUUUUGACAUGCCCGUACAUGCUGCGCUUCGCGUCUCUCCUGGAGAGGAUUUAACAAAACUAAGAGGCUUCUCCCGCCUUAAACGGUACAGACCCCACACGAACACGGACCAUUGCGUUUUUUGGGGAUUUGAGGGGGGAAGAGUAACUUCGUGCGUCCCUCCCUCCUUACGUGCGCCUCACUGCGACGUGCCGCGCGCUGAUGGAGUAACUCCGCGCGCGCCCUGGCGGGGGGCUGUCCAAUGGUUACAGCGCUUUGGCACACACCGCGUGCAAUCACGCUUGGUUUUAACUACUGUCCCGUGAGAUGUCGCUGGAGCGGCACCGUUUGCUGGUGCAGAUGUGCUGCAAUUACCAAAGAAGAAGCCUGUUGAAUGCACAGAAACAACACAUUUAAAAUCUAUAAUAUUGAACAAUUUUCCUUUAAUAUGUUGAAUGACAUUGCGGUCAAACACAAAUUGUUCUAAACCCAAAUAAAAGUGUGUGCUAAGACAUGGGGGACUCCAACUUCAGCCAAAUACCUUACAAAGAGACACCUGGGAGCCUCCCAGCAGGUGCGUGGGAUCAUUACACGGACGGCUACGAUAUGGACUACGGCGUCCCUCCUGAUGAGAUCCCAGACACCACGCAGGGUCAGGCAUUCUUCGUGGCCACCAUUGUCAUUGGCGCGGUGCUCGUCUGCAUCAUGCUUGUCUGCGGAUUUGGAAACCUCAUCUUCAUUGCCACGCUGAUGCGUUACAAAAAGCUGCGCAAUCUCACCAACCUGCUCAUCGCCAACCUGGCCAUCUCGGACUUCAUCGUGGCGGUGGUGUGCUGCCCCUUCCUUGUGGACUACUACGUGGUGAAACAGCUCUCCUGGGGUCACGGUUUAGUGCUGUGCGCCUCCGUCAACUAUCUCCUGACUGUGUCCCUCUACGUGUCCACAAACGCAUUGCUCGCCAUUGCAGUUGACAGGUACAUGGCUAUAGUCCAUCCUCUGAGGCCUCGCAUGAAGUACCAAACCGCCUACUGCCUGAUCACGGGAGUCUGGAUCGUCCCCAUUCUCAUAUCCAUUCCCUCCGCCUACUUUGCCUCCGAGACCAUGUACCCUCACGGCGGCACCACCCCGACCACGCACAAGUUCUUCUGUGCUCAGAUCUGGCCCGUUGAACAGCAGGUCUACUACCGGUCCUAUUUUCUGUUCGUCUUUGCUUUGGAGUUUGUGGUGCCAGUGAGCGUCAUGGCGAUGUGCUACACCCAAAUAUCCCGCGAGCUCUGGUUCAAGAAUGUCCCCGGGUUCCAGACGGAGCAGAUCAGGAAGAGGUUGCGCUGCCGGCGCAAGACGGUGUUGGUCCUCAUCGGGAUCCUGACGGCGUACGUCCUGUGCUGGGCUCCUUACUACGGCUUCGCCAUAUUGCGAGAUUUCCACCCGACGCUCAUCUCCCGCCAGAAGAACUCGCUGGUGGCCUUCUACAUCAUCGAGUGCAUCGCCAUGAGCAACAGCAUGAUCAACACUUUGUGCUUCGUCAGUGUCAAGAACAACACGGUCAAGCACCUAAAGAAGAUUGUACUGAUCCGCUGGAGGUCUACGUAUGCCCCCAGUAAGAUUGUGGACGAGAUGGAUAUCAGGACCUCCUUCGUGCCGGUAACAGAGGAGAUUGAAUGCAUUCACCUGAGGUGAAGGGAGGAAAGUAGCUGUCCCUUAGAUGUUACACUUCCACGCGUGACAGGGGGGAUUUUGACGUGGAACAUUUCUCUUGUGUUCCCAUCAAAUUUUAGAACCGUCAAAGCCAGACCAGUAUUUUGCACUGAUGCAGGUUAACCCUGCAGAUAAUACACAACUUCCAUUUGAGUUGCUAUGGGAAUGUAAUUGUUGUGCACAGUAUGAUUACACACCGUGUUCUUUUUAAAUGUUGUCGCGUGUGUAUAAUAAAGAGUACAUGUAAGACUUGUAAAAAAAGCUACUACUGCCCUUACUAACAUGUCGUCAUCCCAACUGGUCACAUACGGAUCCUUUUGGGACCACUGGGCCCUUCCUGUUGCACAGUGUAACACAGUCGUAAUGAAGAGGAAGCAACACAAAACACUUGCUUAGGCAACUAUUAAGGAUUAUGAAAAACAUCACGGUUGGGCAGAAAGGAAACUCAGUCAAACACAUGCUGAAAUUCAUAAGACACAUCACAAAUGUGACUUCAAAAUAAAUCAACACUGAUCUCAAAGAUGAGAACUGAAUCCUUUGUCACCACACAUCCAGAGCAUUUCUGUCUGGGCGCCUCAAAAGGAAGCAGUUACUGUAUGUUUACAUAUUUGCAACUAUAAAGGUUAAAGCGUUAAUAAAAAUUCAAAAGGCGUCCUUUGAUCAGAAGUGCGUGACAAAGCGACAGUAUUUGACAUCCUGGGAAAGAGAACUGGCUGAUCCAACAUUAUACCUGAGGUUGAUCUUCAAAAUAUCGAUUGUAAUGACUUGUUACUUAAAAUGAAAUGAAAAAAGAAAGUGUAUUUUCUUCAUAGUUGAUGCAUUGCAUGCUUUGUAUUUGAAUUGACUUUAUGUGUGCUUACUGUAAUAAACAAUCAGACAAGA
Messenger RNA from Pungitius pungitius (ninespine stickleback), 2820 nucleotides. It is a transcript of the gene prokr1b, whose product is annotated as prokineticin receptor 1b. Bases 754 to 1920 code for a protein of 388 amino acids. Lineage: Eukaryota; Metazoa; Chordata; Actinopteri; Perciformes; Gasterosteidae. The record is from RefSeq and is a predicted model, not a curated record. The transcript is spliced from 3 exons. Gene Ontology annotation, cellular component: plasma membrane. Gene Ontology annotation, biological process: neuropeptide signaling pathway. Gene Ontology annotation, molecular function: neuropeptide receptor activity.